This is a messenger RNA of Gymnodraco acuticeps, 6399 nucleotides long. RefSeq names its product protocadherin alpha-C2-like. The record is from RefSeq and is a predicted model, not a curated record. The transcript has 3 exons. Gene Ontology annotation, molecular function: calcium ion binding. Lineage: Eukaryota; Metazoa; Chordata; Actinopteri; Perciformes; Bathydraconidae. Gene Ontology annotation, biological process: homophilic cell-cell adhesion. Bases 2318 to 4738 code for a protein of 806 amino acids. Gene Ontology annotation, cellular component: plasma membrane.
AAACAAACACACCUAUUCAACAUCUGUUACACAUGUUUUCUACUGAACAUCCUGCAAGGCCAAUAAUAAUUGACGAUUGCCGUAUUUUUAAAUCAGCGCUGAAUACUUUUUGUUUUCUCUUCACUUUCUUUAAGUUACAACGCCUAAAAUGUACUUGACAUUACAAUCAAAAAUGUAAUUGUGCCCAUGUUAAGUCUUUUGACCUGCUGGCAUAACCUUCGCUCCCCCAAUUUGCAUGGAGAAAGGAAAAGGUCACAAAAGGUCAAAUCUAGAGCAACACUUGUAAAGAACAACUUUACUGUGAGACCAACAAGUUAUGGCUUGUGACCCUCAUCAGGGUCAGUAGCUCGUUUCUACCGAAACCUUUAUACAGUUGUAUUAGGUCUAAUAAGCAAUUUGAUAAAUCGUGAAUACCCUCCGCUUCUAAAAAGGUUUUUCCCUAAUACCCUCUAAACUAAUUUGUUGAGUGUUGUGAGGGCAUUUAGUGAACCAGAUAUCAUUUGUAAUGCUUUAGGCCUACACACAAACACACAAUGCUUUCUGAUACCCCAUAUCAGCAGUCAUAAAACAUGUGAAUUAGGAUGAAUUACAAGUGUCAUAUUGAUGCUCCGGACUAGUUAUAAACUACAGGUUCACUUAGGGGGCUUAGAAUACAUGCUGACUACCUAAACACACAUCAACCAUCAAGACUAAUAAGCACUCAAAGGUAUGAUAAUUCAUGCAGUGUCAUCAUUUUAUAUGUUUACGUAAAGUGUAAUGCAUUUAAAAUAAUCAAUGCUGUAUCAUAAGUGAUAAUAAGCAAGAACACUAAAAUGCAGGGAAUCUUAUAGCACCAAUCGCGGCUGAAGUGCAUCUGAAGGUCAACUUGCUCUGUUUAAAAUCAUGAUAAUAGUAAUUUAAAAAAUAAAACUCUUGUCAAGUGAGAGAGUGAGUAAAAGAGUGAGUGAGUGAGUGAGUGAGUGAGAGAGAGAGAGUGAGGAGCUGUAAUGUGUCAGCUAUUAAAGUUAUGUCAUUCAGUUUUUGACGAUUAGUAACAACACAGAAACUUACUUAUUUUCAUCCUGUAGUGUAAAUUAAACUUGACAAAAUGUAUUUUGUUUUUUACUUGUCUAAUAUAUCAAACAUGUUAUACCUCAAGGUUCAAUUCCCAAAGCAUGUUCAUUUUUUGUGUGAUUCUCUGCAUUUUGGUGUCUUAAAUUAUAAAGAUGCAUGCAGCCAGUGGUGGAAUGUAACUAAUUACAUUUACUCAAGUAUACUUAAGUUUAAGUUACUUGUACUUUACUUGAGUAUUUUCAUUUUAUGCUACUUUAUACUUUUAGUCCAGUACAUGUUCUAAGCAAAUAUUGUACUUUUUACUCCACUACAUUUAGUUUACAGAUUUAGUUACUAGUUACUUUGCUGAAUGAGAUGUAUACAUUAUCAUAUACGAUUAUAGCUAGAGCUACCCAGUAUAUACAGUAUUUCAAAUAAACCCCACCUGUACCGUAGUGAACACAUUAAUGCAUCAAUAAAUAUAAUACAACAAUUUAAAUAUAAAUAGUGCUUAAAUAAGUCAUUCUGCAUAAUGAACACUUUUACUUUUGGUAUCUAAAGUUUAUUUUGAUGCAAAUACUUUUGUACUUUUAAACACAAUUUUAAAUGCAGGACUUUAACUAAUAAGUGUUUGUUUUUUUGCAGUGUACUAUAGCUACGUUUACUUUAGUACAUAAUCUGAUACUUCUUCCACCUCUGCAUGCAGUAUGGAUUCUUCUAAAUGAUCUUUAUAGACACAUUAAGGUAGGCCUACAUGUGGGGCACACAGAUAUUGUAUUACAAAAAAGCAACUGUCAUUAGCUAUAAUUGUAAACACAUUUGAUGAAAAACAAAAAGCAACACAUUUAUUGAGUUAUCCAAGUAGAGAAUAAACAACAACUUGAAGUAGUUGUUUCUUUUUUAGAAGCACAUCUCUCACCCAGGGAAUACAACUUUCAGAACUCAAAGUGAAUACUUCAUAACUUUUGCAGCUUCUUGAACUGUAAUUAUUUUUCCACUGUAACUUCUCCUACAUUUAACGCAAGGUAAAAUGUUUGUCUUUUAAAAAGUUACAAAGGCUCACACAAGACUAUUUUCGUCGCUGCUCUCCACAAAAACAAACUCGCUGAUGAGGUCAUGGUUUUCACGAUAGUUUAUUGGAGGAGGGACACUUUAUAACAAGGACGUAAAGGUAGGGGCGUAACAAAACGUUUUUUAAGAACGUCGUUUCGUUUUUUCGUUCAACGAGAGGGCGGUUUAUUUAGGUCUCAGAGUAUUUCAAAUUAAUAACUACGGAAUCUGAAAUAUGGUGGAUCAAAUCCCACAGUUAUUUGGGACGAGGUACGUGUGUGUAUUUCUCUUUCUUUCUGCCAUGAUUGACACGGUGUCUACCGUCACACAUUAUUCUGUUCCCGAAGAAAUGGAAGAAGGCUCUGUCGUUGCUAAUUUAGCAACUGAUCUGGGAUUACAUGUGAAGACGCUAAAGGGAAGGAAAAUGCGCGUAGACGUAGUAGGAAAUAAAAAGUAUAUCGAUAUCAACAAAGACACAGGAGAGCUGUUCAUCGUGGAAAGGAUCGACAGAGAGCUUUUAUGCCCGUUAAAAACAACAACAUACUGUGUUCUUAAAUUGGAUGCUACGAUUGAAAACCCGAUACGAAUGUUUAACAUUGAGGUGGAAAUCACGGACAUUAACGACAACGCUCCUCAUUUCCGACGGGGAACGAUGCAUUUGGACAUAUCUGAAUCAAGCCCUGUUGGAGAGAGAUUCUCAUUGAACAAUGCUGCAGACCCGGAUGUUGGAACAAAUUCUGUGAACAAUUACCAUCUCAGCUCAAGUGAACAUUUUGCACUAGAAAUUCAGACCGGGAGAGACGGGUCAAAGUUUGCGGAUUUGAUUUUGAAAAAAGCAUUAGAUAGGGAGCAGCAGGCUGUGCAUAAUCUUAUUCUCACUGCUGUGGACGGUGGAGUGCCCACGCGCACAGGUACAGCCAGCAUCAUUGUUCGUGUGCUUGAUGUGAACGACAACGCCCCGUCAUUUGAUAAAGACAAAUACAUCAUAGAUGUGAUGGAAAACUCCCCCAUUGGCAGUCUAGUAAUACAAUUAAACGCUACUGAUUUAGACGAAGGGUCAAAUUCUGAUAUUAUUUAUUCAUAUAGUUUAUAUACAUCAGAGAGAACACAACAGGUGUUUAACUUAAAUCCAGAAAAUGGUGAAAUCAGAGUGAAAGAGAUGAUAAAUUACGAAGAUUUUAAACUUUAUGAAAUGGAAGUUAUUGUCAGUGAUAAGGGGCCUAACUCCUUAACUGGACAGUGUAAACUGACAAUACAGGUGGCAGACAUGAAUGACAAUCAUCCAGAAAUAUCCAUCAAGUCUUUUCAAAGUCCAAUUAAAGAAAACAUAGAAUUAGACACAGUGAUAGCAGUGGUGAGUGUCAGUGAUAAAGACUCAGGGGACAAUGGAGUGGUUGAUCUUCACAUUCCUGAUAACAUGCCUUUCAAACUGAGGGAGUCCUCUGAUAACUAUUAUGAAUUAGUGGUGUCAGAGCCGUUAGACCGUGAGAGGGUCCCUGAAUAUGACAUCACUUUCACUGUGACAGACAGAGGCUCUCCUCCUUUGUCUGACAAUGAGACCAUGACGUUAGAGCUGCUGGAUGUUAAUGACAAUGUGCCACAGUUCCCUAAGUCAUUCUAUACUAUACGUGUGGAGGAGAAUAACGCUCCUGGAGCCCUGCUCAGUUCCCCAACUGCGUUUGACCCUGACCUCCAUGAAAACCAGUAUCUAGUUUAUUUCAUCCUAGAGAGGGAGAUAGCCAACACCUCCAUGUCCAUGCUGUUCUCCAUCAACCCAGAGAACGGGAAUCUUUACGCACUAAAAACUUUUGACUUUGAGAUUGAGAAGGAGUUUCUCUUCCACAUCGAGGCCAGAGACUCUGGCUCUCCUCCUCUCAGCAGUAAUGUGACGGUGCACAUCAUCAUUGUGGACCAGAACGACAACGCUCCGGUUAUUGUCUCUCCAUGGCGCGCACACGGCUCGGUGGUGGAGGAAAAGAUCCCCAGAUCCACCGAUAAAGGCUCUCUGGUUUCUAAAGUGAUAGCCUUGGACACAGACUCGGUGCACAACUCCCGGAUCACCUACCAGUUCCUGCAGGUGACUGACGCCACCUUGUUCAGUCUGGACCAAUACAACGGAGAGAUCCGGACCAUGAGGAUGUUCAGCUACAGAGACCCGCGCCACCAGAGACUGGUUGUUGUUGCCAAGGACAACGGGCAGCCUGCCCUCUCUGCUACAGUCACCAUCAAGCUGUCCACAGUGGAGACUGCCGUGAAGGCCUACUCUGACAUGACCGAGGUGCCUCUGGAAUAUGACAUCUUCUCAGACCUCAACCUGUACCUGGUCAUCGGUCUGGGCUCCGUGUCAUUUCUCCUGCUGAUCACCAUACUGGUCACCAUCGUGAUCAAGUGUCAGAAACCCAAGCCCAGCAAAGCGGCUCCUCCCUGCAGGAACAGUGUGAUCAGUGAGGGGAACUCCACCAUCGCAGACUCCACUCUGGUCUCCAACGACGCCUACUGGUAUAGUAUGUUUCUAGCAGAGACCAGAAAAGGAAAGAUGGUGGUCAGACAGCCUGUGCCAAAGGGCUCCAGAUACAUCGUGUCUAGUUUACCACGAGGCACUGGACUCACAGACACUAGUGGAUCAGCAGCCUCCACUCUGCAGUACCCUAAAUGAAGAAAGUCCACUCAGCAGCUGGAGGCAUCCACCAGCAGCACAUAAGGCCACACCCUCAGCUGCGUAUUGGAGUAACGCUGACAGGAAAGGAGAAACCCCCAGUCUGUUAUGACCCCCCACAUCCAUCCUGCCCACUCUUAUCCUUGUUCCUCACAAUAUGUAGCCGUCAUGCCAUAACACCAAAUGGACUAUGGUGGCUAAAAGGAAACAGCCCUCCCCCUCUCUUUUUUCAAGCACAUGAAAAGCCUAUCAACAUUGCCUCUCUGUCCAUUCAAUACGCAUGAUUAGACUGCAUGGCUUCAACCACACUCUGAGACCCCUCAUACAAACAAUUUUCAUUUGGAAACACUUGCAAAGAAGUAGACUGUAUGAAAGAUUACAACAGUGGACAUCUAAAGAAGCCUCAACAAGGACUGCGUGGACAUGGGAAUGUUGAAAUGCCUUUAUUAAGAGACUGUUUCCCCUCUCUAAAAUGAAACACAUGUUGGAUAUUACAAUAUUAACCUCUGUGCUUUGUCUUGAUUCUUAACAGUAUUGAUGUAUAAUAUACAAGUUAACUAAAAAGUGAAACAGCACAACCAACUAUACAAAAAAAGCACCAAUAUUUAAAAGUAUGAAAAGAAAGUGGAUCAGUAUUUUAUAGAUGUGGUAGCUUUCAACAGUUUUAUGUUUUGUACAUUACUUUGUGCUGUAUAUGAGAGCUAAGCCUGAAUAUAUGAAUGAUAUUGCUGAGAGAAAGUUAACCUGUACAUUAAACAGAUGAACAUGAGUCCUUUAGCCAUCAUGUAUCUGCCUUUCAGUUUUUUUUGCAUGGGAUGAUCAAAAUAUGGAUUAUAAGAAAUUGAGCAAUCACUUUCUUUAGUUAGGCCGAACAGUUUAGUAUUUUUUUCAAAACAAUAUGGAAGAUUACAUUUCAUCAAGAAGAUAAUGAAGAAGUAAAACAGCAUAAUAAUUGGAUGUAUUCCGAUAAUUAAGUGUACUCAGCUUAAACUUAAGUAUACAUGGUGCUUGAAUGUUAUGUUCACUUGGACGCAAGCGAAACAUAAGAGCCUAGAUGACUGUGAAGACCGUGAGUCUUCAAGAAUGGUUUUAAUAUCUUCUCAUAACUACUGUAAAUACAACACAAACAUGGCCAUGAUUUCAUUUUUUUAUUUUAAAAGCCAAACUGUGUGGAUGUUCCUGUAUUUCAACCUUUUGAGAUUGUGUAUCAAGUAAAACAACUCACUAAAUGACUCAAUGUUUACUUUACAAUGCUGAAAUACUGAAUGUGAAGCUGUGCUGAUGUGUAUUACUAUGACUAUACUUUCUCUAUUUAGAUAUGUCAUAAGCCUGUAUCUAUAAAAAUGUAAUUAUUUUCAAUUACCAAUGCUGAACUUUUGUAAAGAUAAACAGUGGAAUUCCUGUGCCAUCAGAUGUAACUGUAUGCAAAUCAUUCACCUGAUCAGUUAUUACGUAGUCCCAUUGUUUAGCACAGCUCACAUUGCAUUGUAUAAAGUUGUUUUGUUGAACAGGCAAACAUAUACAAUAAGUGCUUUUGUACAGUGGACUGUUAUGGUGCAUUAUGUCGUCAUGUGUGUAAUGUGAGCUUAUUGUAUGCUAUGGUCUGUAUGAUCUAUUAAAUAUAAAAACGAAAUACUAAAACAAUCAUAAUAGUAAACUUC